AUGUCACUGACUCCAAUACUAUCGUAUAAGAAACCGAGUAAAGAACCAACCCCAGCAUCAAAUGUAUCAACUCCAAGACUGAGUUAUUCACCUAAUUUACCAUCCAAUUCUAAUUUUACUAAGGCAAAAGAUCAACAAGUACCACAACCCCAACAAACCACUAGAAAAAUUUCAUCAAGAAGGAAAGCAUUACAAGAAUUUUAUCAUCUACAACAAUCUCAACAAUCAUCACAAUCUAAUACUAGCACUAAUGAGACUAUAAGUACUGAUAAUGGCGAGUCUACUCUUAUUAAAAAUGAACUAAUUGAAUCACCACAACAUUCAAAUGAACCAAAAUUAUCAUCAAUUGAAGAUGUGGAAAUGUUUGUCAAAAAUUCAUCAAAUAAAGAUAUACUAGUUUAUCGAAAUAAAAUUCAACUGCAAUUAGAUUCUUCAAACCAGAGAAAAAAAGAAAUAAUAUAUGAUAAUUACUACGAAUUAAUCAAGCUAAGUAAAAUGUUAGAAGAUAUAACAGAUACGAGUAAGAAAAUUCCCUCGACUAGAGAAAACCAAGUAAAUGAAUUGACUGGAUUCAAAAUUUAUGAAAAUGAUGAACAAACGCAUAACUCAGACUCAACUGAUGAAUAUAUCAAUGAUAUCUUGCAAGAACUAUCUGACUUUAAUUCAAAUCAAAUUUCAAAUUUUACUGAUGGUGGUUUUAAAGAGGUGAUAAAAAGACUUAACGCAAAUCAAGACAGAAGCUUAUCAAGUGCAAGUAUGGCUGGGAUCUAUAAUGAAUCAGAAAUUGAGAAUUUGUCAGAGGAAGAAAAAAGCAAGAUAAUAAAUCAAUUAAAUUACAUCUUAUCGUUACCUGAUCUAGAGUUAUCCCUAGAAGAACAAUCAAAAGCAGAAUCAUUAAUUGAUAAGAUUUUAGAAUCAAACACAAAUGAAGUACUAAAUCUCCAACUAAAUACAAUUAAAAAUAGAAUUCAUUAA
Molecule: messenger RNA, 975 nt
Organism: Lodderomyces jiufengensis
Lineage: Eukaryota; Fungi; Ascomycota; Pichiomycetes; Serinales; Debaryomycetaceae
Gene: VPS51
Product: Vps51p
Exons: 1
Coding region: 1-975 (324 amino acids)
Source: RefSeq, a predicted model, not a curated record